AUGCACCUCCUGCAGGCUGUAGGGCCGGCGGUGGGGAGAAAAUGCCGGCGUCCAAGGAAAGCUUCGAACAAGGUUAAUAAGAGACGAGUUAGUGGUUUUGGAACAGCAUCCUGGCGUCUUGGCCGCCACAACGUCAAGACGUUGGUUGGUUGGAUUGUUUGUGGAACAGCUUCGGUUCUAUGGAUUCGAGGGCGAGAUGAUGCGGAUCCAUGCCUAUGGGGCAACCUCGUGGUGUCGCUACAAAUUCAAAAGUUCUGCCCACGAGAUUUCCAGUAUACUGUUCAUUUCAAUUCAACAUGUGCGAACGAUCAACUCUGGCACAAGUCGAAUGCGGCUUGUGGUGGCGGAAACAAAAGGAUGGCCCAUGGAUACCCAGGCACCGAGGUUUCUUUAAAAGCCGUGGCCUCCUCCGGUGUUCCAGGGCUGGCGCCAGACCUUGCCCGUUCUGGCCUGGGCUUCCUCGGCUUCAAGCAGUUACAAUAG
This is a messenger RNA of Histoplasma capsulatum G186AR, 483 nucleotides long. RefSeq lists its product as uncharacterized. Bases 1 to 483 code for a protein of 160 amino acids. The transcript has 2 exons. NCBI's taxonomy places the organism in Eukaryota, Fungi, Ascomycota, Eurotiomycetes, Onygenales, Ajellomycetaceae. The record is from RefSeq and is a predicted model, not a curated record.